Messenger RNA from Eimeria tenella, 445 nucleotides. RefSeq lists its product as uncharacterized. The annotation marks the transcript as partial. The transcript is spliced from 3 exons. Lineage: Eukaryota; Apicomplexa; Conoidasida; Eucoccidiorida; Eimeriidae. The record is from RefSeq and is a predicted model, not a curated record.
CUUUUCAGAUUUUUCUGCAGCAGCAGAAAAGCAGCAGCAGCAGCAGCUGCUGCUACUGCUGCAGGACGGGUCUCGAAAAAGGGUUCGCCGUGCUGCUGCAGGCAGAGGCAGACCCGCCCGCAGCAGGGAAGAGAGUGUGGGGCCCCUGGGGGGCCCCCUGGGGGCCCUAGAGGAGGACCCAUCCGACGCGGGGGCCCCCUCCCCGUUCGAACCCCAGCAGCAGCAGCAGCAGCAGCAGCAGCAGCAGGAGGGGGAGGUGGUGGCGCCACCGAGCGGGCGCAAGCGGCGGGCUGUGGGGUACGUGUUCAUUGUAGAGGGGGGCCCCCCUGAGGAGGGGGGCCCCCCAGGAGACGCGAAGAAGGAGGACCGGGGGGGGGGGGCCCCCCGGGGGGCCCCCCGGACGCGCUGGCGCGUCAGCGUUUUCUGGUUUCUCAGCGGCGCAUAA